AUAAAAUUCGAGAAGUGAUGAGUGAAAUGGACCUGAUUUAUGACAAGGACGAUUUGCGGGCUUUGCAGUACAUUUGCGCUGUUGUGUCUCUCAGAGCUGCUCAACUGGUUGCUAUUUGUGUGGGAUACUUGCUGACAAGGAUGAACAAGCCAACAGCAACAAUUGCUGUGGAUGGAUCAUUGUACAAGAACCACCCAAGGCUGAAGGGACUUAUGGAUCAUUACACAGCAGUUUAUGCACCUGGUUGCAAGUUUCAAUACAUGCUGGCUCUGGAUGGAAGUGGAAAGGGUGCUGGGAUGGUGGCAGCCAUUGCAAAAAGACUCACAGAGAAAAGGACAAAGAGUGAAUCUGAUCCCAACUGAGAACUUUUUGCUAAACUUUCUUUGCAAUACUGUAUGUAGAAAUGGAUCUUCUUGAGAAUAAUUGCAGUGUUUUUCAUGUAUGAUUCCUUUCCUCACUCGAAAAAAAAAUCGGAAUUACUAUACAAGAGAGUAAAGGGGAACUGGUUUUAUCUUUGAAAAUAGAUAA
Messenger RNA from Notodromas monacha, 528 nucleotides. The record is from the annotation of a GenBank genome assembly. Lineage: Eukaryota; Metazoa; Arthropoda; Ostracoda; Podocopida; Cyprididae.